CAAUACGCGACAAGUGUCUUUUCUCACGGUGAGGAAUAAUAUUAACAAUGAAAAUCCCGAACUGUUUCGACGCUAUUCGCGUCUCGCCGCAUUCUGCAUGACAAGGGCCUAAGGCCGGUGUUAGUAUUGGCUACUGAAAAUACGCUCGGUGGCAUUGUAUAUAUGUAACACACACGCGAUGUUGUAUUGCCUGGGUGGUAGAAUGAAAUGAUUUUCAUUCAGUACUUUUUAAGAGGCAAGUGCAGUUCGUUAAAAUAAAUAUGGAGCUAGAUCUUGUUGAAGACCUUCUAGUCAAGCCAUUCGUAAGGCGAUCUGUUGAAGAAAAGCUCUUGAUCACAAAAAUGCAAGUUCCUCGACCAAAGCUAGAAAAUCUCAAGUCAACGUUUGUCAGAGGUGGAAAGACAAUUACACGAAAAUUUAACGUGAACGCUUAUGAUGCAACGUGGCUGUGCGGCUCACAGACACGUGGUAAACUAUUUUGCUGGCCGUGUCUCUUGUUUCAAAAUCCUAGUGAUAAAUGCGUGUGGAUAAAGGAUGGAUAUGGAGAUUUGAACCAUCUUUCCUCGGCCAUGAAGGGGCAUGCAGCGACUAAAGAGCAUAUUAACAACGCUAUGGCACACCGCACGUUUGGAAGAACGAGGAUUGAUGAGGCGCUGGAUCAUGCACACGAAAUUGCAAGGAAAAACCAUAACGCUCAAGUGAAAAGAAAUAGGGAAGGAAUGACAACAUUGAUUGAUUUAACAUGUUUCCUUGGCUCGCAUGGUCUAAGCUUUCGAGGUCAUAACGAACAACACGAUUCCGUCAAUAAAGGCAACUAUAAGGAUCUCUGUGAAUUCAUAGCAUCCAGAGACGUGGCCUUCGCUGAUUUCGUCAACAACAAUUCAGUGUUUUCGGGAACAUCCGCUUCCAUUCAGAACGAGCUUAUAGAAGUCAUUGGAUCUUUUAUGAUUGAAGAAAUCUUCCGGGAAGUGCAAAAUGCUGAAUUUAUUUCUGUGAUGGUCGAUGAAACCACUGAUGUUGCGAGAAAAUCUCAGUUGGCUACGACUUUUCGAUAUUGUUUGAAAGAUGGUACGCCCGUUGAAAGAUUCGUGGAUUUGUGUGAUGCAAGCAACGACAAAACCGCUGUAGCCCUUGCCAGAGAAGUAGUUUCGUUGUUGGAAAAAUUCAGCGUGACCCCUGAAAAAUUGGUAGCACAGACAUACGAUGGAGCUCAUGUUAUGUCGGGUGUUGCUGGCGGAACGCAAGCGAUCGUCAAAAAAUUAUACCGUGAUGCCGACUACAUACUUUGUAAGGCCCAUGUUUUAAAUCUUGUUUUGCUGCACGCUUGCAACUACCAAGAUACAAGAAAGUUUCUCACUACACUGUCUACACUGGCUUCGUUCUUUACUCAAAGUCCUAAAAGAGAUUCAGAAUUGAAAAACUACAUCCAGCGUAAAAUUCCAAACGUUUGUAAAGUGAAGUGGGCAUAUACAUCCAGAAUGGUUAAUAUUGUAGAAGCUCACUAUUCUGAACUAACCACGUGUUUGGGCGAAAUUGGUGAUAUUCUUCUCCCCCACAAUCUUCAAAAUAAUUUGUACGUGGGAACAAUGGAAGGACAACACGAUCUCACCGGUUUCAAUUGCAAACGAUGUAGUUUGCCAGAUUCUGCAGAUGAUAAUAUGGUUGCAUGUGAGAGAUGCCACGAAUGGGAGCAUUUCAAGUGUGCUGGAGUUGACGAGCGAAUUGCCAGUAAGUCAUAUUUGUGCCAAGAAUGCCGCAUUGCCAAACAAUCGGCAGCCAAACCAGAUACGUUUCAGAAGCCAAAAGAGACUGGGAAAAAAUCUUCGAAGCUAACGAGUAAAGUUGGAUCAAAACACGGAUAA
Messenger RNA from Wyeomyia smithii (pitcher-plant mosquito), 1862 nucleotides. RefSeq lists its product as uncharacterized. Bases 261 to 1862 code for a protein of 533 amino acids. The transcript is spliced from 3 exons. The record is from RefSeq and is a predicted model, not a curated record. NCBI's taxonomy places the organism in Eukaryota, Metazoa, Arthropoda, Insecta, Diptera, Culicidae.